CCAUUGUAUUCGCCUUUAAAGUUGCAGCCUGGUGGACAUUUUGAAUAAGUUUCAGGACAUCGUUUAGCUCCAACUGAAUGACUAUAAUUAUAUUUACGGGGUUAAAAACAUGAGAUAGUCGAGGAAAAAGCAUAGCUUACAGUAUAUAUAGAAUCAUAUUGUCAUUUGAGCCUGCAGCUUCUUUUCCAACCAAAUGUCUUGGCGAUUGAUCAUUUUUAUUUUUCAUAUUUAUGUCACAUCCAAAAACUACUAGACAUUGCACGAUUGGAAUUAGUUUUUUCUCAACGGCAAUAAGUAAAGGCGUUUUUCCGUCUUUAUCUUUCAAGUCAAUAUCUGCUUCGUGUGCCAAUAAGGAAACUACACAUUCGAGUUGAUUUUUUGAGACCAUAACAUGUAACGGUGUUCGUCCGUUGAAAUCUAAUGAAUUAAUAUAGCAUCCUCUUUGAAUAAGAGCCUCUAAAACUUCCCUAGAAUUGGCCCAAUGAAGAGGCGUUCCACCAUUAAUCAUAUCCUGAGUGUUUAGCUUAUUAGCAUUAUUUUGAAAGAAUUCUGCAACAGAAGCUGUUGGGCUUACAGUUGUUUGAAAUCUUUGUUGUGAUCCUCCAUUAACAUGACGCGCUGAAAUAUUGACAUCCGCUCCAGCGCAUAAAAGUGCAUUGACACAAUCAGGAUUAUUGCUGAGACAAGCUUUAUGUAAUGGCGUGAUUCCUUCUAAAUUAAUGUGAUUCAAAUUUACGACGCUUUUGUUAGCUAAUAUUGAAAUCAUCUCUUUUGACGUAUUUGCAGCGUAAUGAAAAAUUCCAUCACUAUUGUAAUCUAAGUGAUCAAGCUUAACAUGUGUCAAAAGAGAUUUAACCAUUUCAAUAUUCUUAGUUUUUAUGGCCAGUUGAAAUGGAGUCAUGUACUUUACAUGAUCUGGAUAAUCUAUCAAUUCAGCAAUCGAAGGAUUACUUAAGUAAUCUCCUAAAUUAAAGUAAGCUACAAGAUGUGCUAAUGACCAUGAAGGAUUCUCAAUUAGCAAGUCACAGACUUUUUGUAGUCCUGGGAUGUUGUAAUAUUGAUUAGCCAUUGUUACGAAAUUAGGUACGCGAUGUGUAAAUGCCUCAAACUUUGCUAACGCGUCGUCCUGUGUUUCCGCUCGAUACAAGCUAAAAAUUGCGAAGGAAUGAGUCAUGAUACUAAUUGAAAUAUUUUACGUCAUUUAAUGCUUUAAUUUCUCUAUCAAAUCAGCUAAACUUACCUAUAUGAUGAGUUUACGUUCUCUGCCGCUGGUCUGUAGAGAACAACUUCGUAACAUCGUUUACUAUUUUUUGAUGAUGCAUCAGGCUGAAUCGGUGGUGCAUAAAGUAAUAAACUAUCGUCUCUUUGUAAGACAUUAUAAUUUGCAAUCGAGUCUAAACUCUUCUCAAUUACUUUAUUUGCUGGAAUAUCUCCUGACAAUAAAUUUUUGAUUGCUACAAAGGUUUAAAUAAUAUUAAUGACUGUAUAUUGAAUAAUUCUUAAACAUUAUCAUCAAAUUACGUGCUCAAUUAGGCACAUAAGUUUUAAACAUGAUAACAUUAAAAAUUACAUGCAAUGAUUAAUACAUAUGUAAGCUCUUUUCGGCUAGCUAAUGCAAGAAAAACUGAUGACAAAUACUUAGUCACUAAGUUAUAAGAUGAGCAUGACCUUCAAUGUCAUCUAUUGAUCUCUGAGCCGAAUAUUAUCAAAUUAUUUCAAUUAAAACAAAUACUGUCUAUUGACACUAUUUUAGUCAUCACUCAAAUGACAAAGAACCAAAUAUUUAUAUUACCAUUAAACAUCCUGAUGAUCUACAGGCCUAUUAAUACUUGAUUUUGAACACUUUUAUUGUUUAUUACUUCUUAGUACUUCCUUAAAAAAUAUUUUUAAAAUCGUUUAAUUCCGCCGUACUUCAAAUUUUUUUUAUUAUUAUAAGAUCUUUUUGUUGUGACUUUUUACAUGCUUUUAUUCGACUUGUCUUAUUCAGUGUCCUUUUUCGAACCUAGCAAUCAGUUUUUGGACCACGAUUGGCUAGCAUACAUUGAUUUUAUCAUAAUUUAUUGAUUUUUUGCAUGUUUUUAACCUCUUUUCAGACAUUACUGGAUCUUUUUGAAAUUGUCAAUCCGAGCUGGUUUGAAGAAUCACGAUGCUGAACAUAGUUAACAUAAGUUUCAUGCAUAAAGGUAAUACAAGUCAAAUUAGUUUAACUGUCAGAAUAUCGGCAAAUAUAGCACGUGGGAAGUGAAAAAGUUUAACGGUUAGGGAGAAUUUGUAAAUCAUAAUCAAGAAUCAGGUUAAGGUUUGCUAAAAUCAUGCUGGAACAUAAGUUAUCGCAUAGAAUAAGAUUAAUUAAAGCGUUUAAAAGUCAAUUUAAAGAAGUGGAAAUAAAAGCGGAUAGUGGGGCAUUAACUUAGUAAAGUUUAGAUGAUUCUUUCAAAACACGAGCUAGUUGAAUUGACCGAUUAUUAUAAAACUGAAAUUGAUGAAAAUUGUUUGAAAAAUUAAUUAAUAUAAUUAAACGAAACGUAGGCGUUUUAAGGUGUAAAGAAAGUAUCAGUAAGGUUCUUUAAAAUGUCAAAAAGACCGGCUGAAGAUGGAACUUCGUCGAGUGGUGCACAAACGAAAAAGGUUUCAACAACUUAUUUGCCCCAUACGAUUGGUCCUGUAUCGAACUCAACGGAACUAGACAUAAAUGUCUUGAAAUUUCAGAAUAAAAAAUUGGCUAAUCGUAUAGAACAGAGAAAGCGAACGGAGAAUGAGCUCAGGGCAAGAAUUGAUCAGCUAGAAAGUCGACAAACGCAAGACGAUGCUGUUCUUAAUGCCGUUAAUAGAUAUUGGAAUCAAUUUAAUGAGGACAUUAGAAUACUUUUACAGAGAUUCGAUGCCGAAACGGCAGAUGAACAGGAAAGUAAAAAUGAGAGUGAAGUUACAACUUCUUUUCUUGCACAAUUAUCAACAUGGGAUAAAGAGGAACUGGACGAGAAUCUUGCAAAUAGAGUACAAAUUUCCAAAAGGGCUGUUGGCAAAAUUAUCCAAGUAUUUGAUCGUUUAAUGCAACGUAAUGAUAAGAUUCUACAGUAUAUAAAGGGCGAUGAGAUUGUAAACAUUGAAGCAUCGCUUCGUGAGCAAAUCGAGGAGGUCAUUAAAGAAAAUAGAAAUUUGCAUGAGAAAAACAUGGAGCUGCAUUCAAAGAAUCAAACUGUAAUGUUGAAAGAAGCCAAAUUGCUUGAAUCAUUAGCUGCUUACGAAACUGCGGAAGCAGAACUAAAACACAAGAUUGAUGGGCUUGAGUAUGAGCUGGAAAAAGUUCGGUGUCGUAAUGAUAAGCUAGAGAAUCACUUGGCAGAAGCGAUUGAAAAAAUUAAAAAUGUUACUGUCCUUGGAAAUGACUCGAAAACUGAGAGACCAAGUAGUGGAGCUUCAAUGACAACAGUAGCAUCAUUACAUCUAGAGGAGCUAAAGAAAGAGCUUGAUGAGUUUAAGGAAUUGGCUGCAAAUCGUAUGCAAGAAAUUGAGAAAUUGAAUGACGAAAAGGCUUCAUAUGUGAAUGAAAUUGAUAAGCUGAAAAUGGAUAUGCGUCACUUACCAGAGUCUGUUAUAGUUGAAACAACCGAGUAUAAAAUCUUACAAUCUCAAUUUUCAGUUCUUUAUAAUGAAUCGAUGCAGAUUAAUACUUUAUUAGAGGAAGCAAGAGCCCAACUAGCUAAGAGUAAGACCGAAUAUCAACGUUAUAUAGAAUAUUUAGAAAGUAAUGAACUUGACGAGCAGAAGAAACUGCGAAAUGAACUUUUACAGAAACAAUAUGUAUUAGAUCAAACUCGUAAAGAAUUUGAGAAUUUGCGUAACAAAUACGAACAAAACUUAGCGGCAAAUGAGCAAACGGCUCCAAUCAAUAGAGAAAUGCGUCAAUUAAUUACUUCUCUUCAGAAUCGUAAUGGACAAUUCAAAAAAGAGAUUCAGCGAUACAAGAGAAAGUAUAAAGACAUUAAUACUGAUAAUACAAAACUCCGAAAAGAACUUGAAGAAAUGUCAGCAAAAUUGAAUGCUUCGUCUAGCAUUAAGCCUGAAAAGGAUGUUAAGAAUGAAAGUUUAUCGAGUGUAACAGAAGAUGAGCCAUCUGAUGUUAAGAAUAUAAAGGAAGAGUCAACCACUGAAAAGGUAAAAACGGAACCGGAAGAAAAUGAUUCAGAGAUUGACGACAAGAGUUCUUUGACACCAAAUGAGAAAACUUCUGUAGAAGUUGUAAAAAAAGAAGAAGCGCCAUCAACAUGUAUUUCCAAACUUGAACGAGAAAAUCGUGAUCUUAAAGCUCAACUAAAGAAGGCAUUGAAUGAUCUUAAAGAUACAAAAGUUGUCAUGGAUACAUAUAAAGGUGUUGGAAAGGAACAACGCGAUAAGGUUCAGUUAAUGGCUGCUGAGAAAAAAGCAAGACAGGAAGUGGAUGAGAUCAAAAUGCAAUUAAAGAAAUUGCAAGAAAGUAAACGAGAAGAUCGAAAGGAUAGAAGGGCUGAUGAGGAUAUCCUGCGAAAAUUAAAGCAACUCGAGGAGAAAAAUAUUGAGCUUCAAAAACAAUUAGCGACUCAGAAAGCAGUCGAUGGACAAUGGAGCUACCGUCCUUUCGUCGGGUCCAAUGUAGAGGAAGAAGCACUUUUGAAUGAAAUCGAACUGACGGGGCAAGCGUAUGAUGAGAUGCAAGAGCAAAACGAUCGUCUCUUACAACAGCUUAGUAGUAAAGAUGAUGCCAAUUUUAAACUGAUUACUGAUCGUAUAAAUGCAAGUCAGAAGCAGGCAUUACUUAGUGCACAAAUCAAUGAGCUAGAAAAACAGAUUCAGUAUCAAGAACAUCAAAUGGAAACGUUAAUAACUUUAAAGCGGAAGUUAGAAGAGAAGGAGAAGAUUCUUAUCAAUACAAUAUCAAAUUUGGAAAAGGAAGUUGAUUUAAAGCAAAAAGCAAUGGAAACGUAUAAAAGAAAAGCUACGGAAUCAGCACAGUCUGCUCAGGAAUUGAAGAUGCAUUUAGAGAAAUAUGUCACAAUGUUGGUCGAGACUCAACAAAUGAUGGAUCAAAAGGCGACACGAUUCAUGCAGGAAUCGAAUAAAAGUAAGAAUCUUCAGGAAGAACUUAAUGUCUAUAAGCGUAAAAUAGAUAGGAUGAAAAACAUGGAGAUGGAGAUGUCAGGUGCUACAAUCGAUGAAGUUAUUUUGCAAGAAAAUAGAGAAUAUAAGGAGGCACUGACGUGCGACUCGUGUAAAGUUAAGCAAAAGGAUGCAGUCCUGACAAAAUGUUUCCAUGUUUUCUGUUAUGAAUGCUUAAGGAAUCGUUACGAUUCGCGACAAAGAAAAUGUCCAAAAUGUAAUGCUGCAUUCGGAGCCAAUGAUUUCCAUCGCCUUUAUUUAACCUAAAUUAAUUUCCAAAUUCAAAUAGAAUCAUGUAUAAGUAAGUUGAGAACGUAAGCCGAUAAUUUUUAAUUUCUUUAAAAAUCUUUGAUUAUUAAUUUUAAAUUUAUUACAAUAAAAAUCCACAAUUUCAACAUAAAAAAGUAUAGCAUUAAUGUAAUUCUUUUUUUUUUACUGUUAAACACUGAUGAAGCUUGCAAUUCAUAUCGUUUCAUUCAAGAAGAGAGUAUUUUCAUCUUUUAGCUAGUAUAUAUGCAUAUAUAUAUAUUGGUAGAUAUUAUCAUUAUUAAUAUUUAUAUAGUUUCUGUUAUCAAAAUAGUUCAAUUUAUUAUUAUUUUCUUUUCUUUAUUACAUGAUUCGUCUCUUCGUGAAUGAAACUUCACUUAUUUUUCAGCAUUUCCUUUCGCUUUUUUCUUUUUUACUUCUCUGGAUUAUGCAUCGAAGCCAAGAUCUAAUCAUUAUUUAAUAAUUGAAAAUUUCUCAUCCUUUUCUUGUAUAUAAAAAAAUAUUAAGUUUUUCAUGAAUUUUUAAGCCAAAAACAAAGUUUAAUUAAUUGCAUUCAUAUUUUACUUAAACCAAAAUAACGUUUUCCAUAAUAUUUUCACUUUAUAUCCCACGAAAAUUAAAAUUAAUAAACUUAUAAUGAAUGAACAAGAUGCGCAAGCAUUGACAAUCCAAUCAUGAACUUUUAACUUUAAGCAACAACAUUUAAAAGUUAUUGACAAAUUCAUAAAACGUUGUAUUGGACAUUACAAGUAAACGACUCGUAAUCAAAUAGUCAAUGAUGGAAGUCAUAUAAGACUAAUUCAUUGAGAUAUCAAUGCUUACGCACAAUGAAAUUAUCUAGGUAAGAUCGAGUAUACUUUCAACUGUAUUCAUUUAAUCUCUCCGACCAUUCUUUGUGCUUUGGCUAUUUAAAAAAUAUAUAUUAAAUUGUAUUACUCUGAUACAUGCCUUCAAUUUUAAUAUUCUUCUUCUCCUCCUUUGUUUAAUUAAACUUAUAAUAAAGCAAUAUUUAUCUAAUAUGGGUAAAUUGGGAUUUCUCUUCUGCUACGUUCUUCAAUAAAUUCGUGAAAUAUGAUGGUGUUAUGUAUGGCUUAAUUAUUUUUCUUCUAUCUACGAGCGAUCAGCUGUAUAUCCUUCAUUCAUCAUAUUGUUAUCCUUACUCCUUAUUCCUUACUUAUCGAAAAUUUACUCGAUCUUUUAUAUUUUGAUUGAUUGAUUGUUUGUUUGUUUGUUUGUGGGUGUGUGUGUAGGUAAAUUAAAACAAAAAAUCCGGAUGCCGAGACAUCAUCUUAUCAUUUCUUCCCUUUUAUCUGUUGUAAAAUUAAAGCAUAUUAAUUCAAAAUCGAAUAGAUUUUACACUGUAGAAAAUUAGACAAAAAAAGAAGAAGCAAGAGUCAACGACGAAAGAAAAUUCAUAUCAUUUUAUGAAUGAAUUGUAUGGCCAUUUUUUGUAUAAAGAGAAAAUAUAUAUAACUUAUUUUGUCAAAAACACCCAUAAAUCUACAGUGAAAUUCCACUAUGAUAUAUUUACAUCCAUCAUCAUCGCAUCAUCAGAUGUUGGUGUGUUGCUAAAGCCCUGAAGGUGACUGGCUACAAAUUGAGGAUUAACUCGUGGAUGAAUUGAGUUAUUAUUAUGUGACGAAUUUGGAUAAAAAUGUUGAGGAUGAUUUGAUAUUCCAGCGAUUGAGGACGUUGAUGCUCCUGGAAAAACUCUAAGGCUCAUGUGAUCUUCUCUAUGUCUUGGCGUUCUACGUGGACUACGCGCUGUUAUCACUCUCGGGUGAUUAAUUUCCUCUAAAACUGAUGGUGCUACAUAUGUGAAUCCCUGAAACAUCAUAUUAGCACUCUCGCUGCAAUAAAUA
Chironomus riparius is the source of this 7265-nucleotide messenger RNA. The record is from the annotation of a GenBank genome assembly. Lineage: Eukaryota; Metazoa; Arthropoda; Insecta; Diptera; Chironomidae.